Molecule: messenger RNA, 2758 nt
Organism: Quercus robur (English oak)
Lineage: Eukaryota; Viridiplantae; Streptophyta; Magnoliopsida; Fagales; Fagaceae
Product: disease resistance protein RUN1-like
Exons: 4
Coding region: 299-2395 (698 amino acids)
Biological process (GO): signal transduction; defense response
Molecular function (GO): ADP binding
Source: RefSeq, a predicted model, not a curated record
CACAAGAUAAAAAUAUCACAUGAAAAGGCCUGGGGAAGAAAAAAAUCAUUGAAAAAGACAUUCUAGUUCAUACUGACAAUUUAUAAUUAGGGGGCCACUUGCCCACCAACUCUGAUAAAUAAAUUAAUUGAUGAUUCAUAGAAAAUGAAUUGUUGACCCAUCUUCUCACACGUAUUACAAGUUACAAAGGCCUACUUCCAUAUGCAUCAACCAAGAGGCUUUUUCUUGAGGGUUUUCAGUCAAACUUGCAAUUUUAAUGAAUCUGUAACCUCACUGUUCAAGCUCAUCCAUUUCCUUUAUGGCUCCUCUUCCAUCAUCAUCAUCAUCUUCUUCUUCUAAGAGAUGGAAAUUCGAUGUAUUUCUCAGUUUUAAAGGUGAGGAUACCCGCAAAACAUUUAUAGACCAUCUAUAUACUGGUUUGAAACAAAAAGGCAUAUCUGUUUUUAAGGAUGAUGAAAAACUCAAGCAGGGAACAUUCAUUGCCCUAGAACUCUUGAAAGUUAUAGAAGAGUCGAAGUUUGCAGUCGUUAUUCUAUCAAAAGACUACGCUUCUUCAACUUGGUGCUUGAUUGAACUAACAAAGAUCGUUGAGUGCAUGGAAAUGACGGGAUUGGUAGUUCUACCUGUUUUUCACUAUGUAGAUCCUAGUGAUGUGCGGAAUCAUAGGGGGAAUUUUGGAAAAGCAUUUUCAAAACAUGAAGAGAGGUUCAAGGACAACAUAGGAUAUGUACAAACGUGGAAAGCUGCUCUGACAAAAGUUGCUAAUCUUGCUGGAUGGGACUUGAAGGAUAAGCAUGAAUCAAUAAUUAUACAAAAAAUCAUUGGAAGGAUAUUUAGUGAGUUGUAUCACAAACUCCCAUAUGUUUUUGAGGACCUUGUUGGAAUGGACUCCUGUGUGGAGAAAAUGUUGGAUUCAUAUAUAGGUGAAGGGUUGGGUGGUGUUCACUUUGUUGGGAUAUGCGGGAUGGGUGGAAUGGGCAAAACAACCCUUGCACUUGAAAUUUAUAGAAGAAUUUCAGGUAACUUUGAAGCUAGAAGCUUUAUUGCGAAUAUUAGAGAAGAAACUAAAAAUCAAGGUCUAGUUUCUUUACAAAAGCAACUUCUUUCUAAGAUCCUCAUGGAAAGUGAAAUAAAUAUAUGGGAUGUUUGUGUGGGAAUCAAUGUUAUAAGGAAUACACUAAAUAAUAAAAAAGUUUUUAUUAUUCUUGAUGAUGUGGAUGGAGAAGAUCAAUUAGAAGCAUUGGCAGGGAAGCAUGAUUGGUUUGGUCCUGGAAGUAGAAUCAUUGUAACAAGCAGAGAUAAUCAUUUAUUGAUAAGAUGUGGUGUGGAUUACAUAUAUACAGUCAAUGAAUUGAAUGACGAUGAUGCUUUGCAGCUUUUUAGUUGGAGAGCUUUUCAUAAACCUCAUCCAGAAGAAAAUUAUGUGAAAUUGUCUAAGGAAUUUGUGAAUUAUGCUAAAGGCCUUCCUUUAGCUCUUAAAGUUUUAGGUUCUUCAUUGUUUGCUAAAAGAAAGAAUGAAUGGAAAAGUGCCCUAGAUAAACUAAACAAAGAAUCUAAUAGAAACAUUUUGGAUAUACUUCAAAUAAGCUUUGAUGGGUUAGCAAAUACACAGAAAGGAUUAUUUUUAGAUAUUGCAUGUUUUUUCAAAGGGGAGAACAUAGAUUGUUUAAGAGAUAUAUUGGAAAGUUUUUGCUAUUAUCCAGACUACAAUAUUAGUGUUCUUAAGGACAAAUCUCUCAUAACUAUUGAUGACCACAGAACUCUGUGGAUGCAUGAUUUGCUACAAGAUAUGAGUCAAGAAAUCGUUCAUCGUGAAUCUCCUAAAGAGCUUGGUGGACGUAGUAGGUUGUGGAUUUAUGAUGAUGUCAUUCAUGUAUUGAAGAAUAAUAUUGGAACAGAGGUAGUUGAAGGCAUAAUGCUAAACAUACCUAUUCAAAAAGUGGAACACCUGAGUGCUGAAGCCUUCUCAAAGAUGAAAAAUUUGAGAUUGCUUAAAAUUAGUAGUGAGAAACUUCCAGAAGACUUCAUAAAUGGUACUAUGCAACUUCCAAAAGACCUCAUUAGAGGUAAGGUGCAACUUCCACAAAGCCUCAAUUAUCUUUCUAAUGAGUUAUGUCUUCUUGAAUGGCAUGGGUAUCAUUUAAAAUGUUUACCAACCAAUUUCCAACUAAACAAACUUGUUGAAUUGAGAAUGCAUUGUAGUGGCAUCAAACAACUAUGGAACGGAAACAUGAAUUUAGGCGAGUUAAGACUCAUUGACCUAAGUGACUCUCAAAACUUGAUUGAGAUACCAGACCUUAGUGGAGCCCUGAGGCUAAAGCAAUUGAUUUUUCGACAUUGUACAAGACUAUAUAAGAUUCAUGCAUCUAUAGAAGAUCUCAAACAACUUAUUUGAUUGGAUUUGAAUGGUUGCAAAUGUCUUGAAAGCCUUCCUCACAAGAUCAGCUUGGAAGCACUUGAAAUUUUCGAUCUUGGUGGUUGUUCAAGACUAAAGAAGUUUCCAGAAAUUGUAGGAAAUAUGUCACGUUUGUCAAAACUUUGUUUGAGUGGGACAACUAUAAAAGAUCUACCAUUAUCAGUGGAGCAUUUAAUUGGCCUUAUUGAAUUGGAUCUAAGAGACUGUAAAAACCUUUCAAGUCUUUCGAAUGCAUGUUGUUGUUUGAUGUCUCUAAAAAUUCUCACUUUAUCUGGCUGCUCAAAACUUGAUGAAUUACCAGAGAAUUUGGGUAAUAUCGAAGGCUUCCACUUGUUAAGUUGA